AUGCGGGGUGGCGCAGUCCACGACUUCCGGCCGGUCUUCGGGUCUGGCGGCGCAGGGCCGCACGCCCACGCGGGCCCAGGCGUCUCCGUCAACUGCGGCAGACAGCUGAGACUCACGAUCAACUCGGGAGAGUUUCUCACGCAAGUCCCUCCGGAGCUGCCUUGUGAAGCAGUUGGACAGCUCAAGGAGCUCGUGAGGUCUCAGAUCCGGACCUGGGUCCACUUCCCCCUCUUCCGCCAUAUCGUGAAUGUGAACUGCGCGGCUGCAUUCUCGUAUCCGUUCUUCACGGACCCGAGUUCGGAGAAAUCCGCGCAGCUGAACCGGCAGUUCCACGGUCAGCGGCCGCGGGAAGGAGCCUCGCGCCUCGCUAGGGACGGCGAGGCGGCGUGCCGGUGCACAGCAGCAGGCGUAGGAUCCCGAGCGGCCUCUGGAGGCGAGAGCAGAGAAGGAUGGGGGGCGGCGCGUGCGGAUGGGGAGGAGGCGCGGGGAGGCCGCGGAGAAAGAGGCGCCGGCGAGUGCGGCUUGGAAACCGACAUCUGGCCUGAGCCCCGGGGCAAGCCUGGAAGCAGUGGCUGCAGCAGUUUGCAGGCGGUCGCGGGUUGGCAAGGGAGAGACAAGCGUAUGGAGGGCGCUCCGUGGAGCCCGGAGGCGGCCGAGGAGGAGGAGGCGCUUUCGCUGGGGUCGUCGCAGGAGUGGAAGGGGCAGUGUGGACGAAGCCGAGGCGAGAGGACCCAGUCUUUCGCGAGUGACCUGACGGCGCCUGGAGAGAAGCGACAAGACUCGACGCGAGCGCGAGGCACGCCCGAGUCUGACUCGCCUACUGCGUCGCCGUCAUCGAGCUGUUCUUCGUCUGCCUUCAAGCAGUACGGCGGAGAAAGUGGAGAUGACGCGCACAGCAGCGGAACCGAGUUCGCACUCCAAUCGCAAAGCCACCCAUUCGCGAAUUCCAACGCCUUUUUUGUGCCCUCCGACCCUGCGACGUUCCUCUCCCCCCAGGACGCGGGGCCGAACCCCCCCUCCCACGCGCCGGCGGUCUUCCCCGAGGCGACCCCCGGGGACGCGUCCCGGCCGUGGCACGAGGACAGAGACGCGCGAGAGGCACCCGCGCGGAGGAGUGAGCACUCCCCACCGCUGUCCAGGUCGUCCUCGACCAAGUUCGGCAGUCAGUCUCCCGGGGCCUACCACACGCACAUGUUCGCCCCUGCCGUAUUCUCGUCCCUCAGCGGAGGAGCCUCUUCGUCGUGGUGCUGCCGAGCCGCGCUCGCGUCGUGUGCAGAGGACCGAGAAAACUCCCUCGCCUUCUGGAAGUCGUCCUCGCCCGCCUCCAAGCUGCAAGUUCUCCGGUGCAUGCUAGCGGACACUGCUGCGGCGACGAUUCAGCGAGUGGUGCGCGGGCACUUGGGGCGGCUUAGAAUGGAGAAGCUGCUCGCCGAGCGAAGGGAGUUCCUUCGUCUCAGCCGAGCGGCCACGGUCAUCCAGGCAGGCUGGAGGCGCGUGAAGGCCCAGGAGGCGUUCCUCGUUCUCCACUUCGCGGCGAUAUUUGCCCGAGAGCGGCAGGAGGCCGCCGUCAAGAUUCAGGCCUUCUGGAAAAUGAGGAUUCAGCGCGACAAAUAUCGCACCAUGCACCUGGUGGAGUGUCUGUCGGCCUUGCGGCGGCUGGCAGCCAUUGAGCUCCAGCGCGUGUGGCGAGGAAGAGUCACGCGCAAAGUCCUCGACGACGAGUGGCAGAAAUGGAUCAUCAAGUGGCCGUGGGACAAGCCUGGCACGAUCGUCGAGGUUGUGGGCGACUUCUCUAACCCUCCGUGGACGAAGCGAUAUCUCAUGACAUACUGCUACGUGCGGAGAUGCUUCAUUCUUCCCCUGCCACGCAAGCCAGGGCGCUACGAAGUGAAAUUCAUCGUGGACGGCCGCUACGUGUGCGACGGCAGUCAGACUGUUGUGGCGGACGGCAACGGACAUUUCAACAACCUGAUUCGCGUCAGACCGUCGACAAAGUCGCCGUUCCGCGAGCUUCGCGACCGGCUUCAGCAGCUCCAGGAGCAGAGUCAAGAGAUGUACUUCAGGUCUGCCUCCUCCCCACUGUGCGUCGCGGCUCGCCCAGGAGGAAGUUUCCACGGCUUGGAGGGCCUCACGUUGGCGCCGGGCACGAGUCUCGCGGAAGAAGGCAUUGCGGAGGCUGCCGAGUCUCCGCGGGCAGACGACUGGAAGAAUGGAGCGGAACGCUGCAGCGAGCACGCGUCGAGUGGAGACGAAAACAUUGAAAAGCAAGCGCCGCAUGCGACUGUCCCCCCCACGCAGGCUUUGGACCCGACCCCCUAUGCCGAAGGGAGCCGCGAUGCAUGGAAUGCGGUCAUCUCUCCCGGCAGCCUCUCGGAACGCGAGGCUGGCCGCUUCGGCGGCUCUACCCAGCCUCACUUCGGGCACGACGCGGGGGGAAGAGCAGAGGGACAGUCGUCUCUCAAAGAUGAAUCACUUAUGCCGGAAUCGCUGAACGACCCCGGGAGUUCGUGGCCUGCAGCUGAGCGAGAUGGUGCUCGGCGAGGAAGCCCAGACGGGGGCGGUAGCGGCGAGUCUGACCGAGGAACGCGGGCUGGUCAACGGGCACCUGUGUCUGACGAAUCAGAACGCGACAGCCGCGAACGAAACUUAUUCGCGGGCACGGAGCACUGCAUAAGCACGAGCGCCGCUGCGGCCUCGCCACCAUCCGAGAAGCAAGAAAGGACGAGACAAGCGUCUGAUAGCGCAGAAGAAACUGACAGGUCCCCCGGGCGAGGGGAAGCCAACGAGCGAAGCGCAGAGUUGCGUAGUGCCUCUAAAGCAACUGCAGACAGGGACUUGCUGAACACAGCUCCACGGCGCGACGGAGACGAGGAUGCGGACGGCGGGGACGAAUCAGGGUUGAGCAGCGGACGUGGCACAGGCAGCGGAAGGGCUUGCGUAGACGUGGCAGAUGGAGGAGGGCGCGGAAGCGGCUGCUCUUCGGGCGUGGAUUGUGUCCAGCGCGACACGGCUUUGCAGGUGCAUCACACAGAAGAUUCUGGAGGCGUAAGUCCAGCCGGAGUAGCACAGAUCGAGUCUUCGUCUGUGGAGAGUGUGGAGAGGAGAGUAGUGGGCGCGGCCUCUUCAAGCGAGGACAAUGAGGAAACAACGAGCCAGGCAAGGGGCGAGGGAGACCAGACGCAACGGGCACUCGCCAGUCUGUCUCGGGGGUGCGCGGACGACCAGGGAGCAAGCAGAGGUUCAAAUCGAUCUGACAGCAGGGGAGGGACCCACGUGUCGACGGGAGAAAGUAGCUCGAGUCCGAGCCACGAUCGAGGAGGGACUGUCGCGACGGAGAACGACCGAGACAUUAAAGGACAACAGCAGUCGGUCAAGAGAGGGGGAAUCCAGAGAGGACAGAAGGGUCAGUGUCCAGCCGCAGCCGUUACGGCUGAGGAAGGUAAUUCAAGGUCGACAGGAGACGUCGGACAAGCAGAAGUGGUGUGUAACAAGCCGGGGACAGCUGCACAGCGAGAGACGACAGCGCCUUCCGCGACACAGUCAAGCUCUGAGAGAGAUGCGGCGCGGGCACCGGCGUUGAUGCUGACCUCAGAUAUUUCAGCAGAGGCAUCAAGCGGAGGUGAAGGCCCCGGGAACGGCGACGCUGGCGGAGCUAGUCGAAGAGGAGGCAGAGGAAGGAAGCGACGUUCCAAGAAAAAGCCUGGAAAUGCCGGAGGCCGCGCCUGA
Messenger RNA from Besnoitia besnoiti, 3726 nucleotides. Its product is annotated as IQ calmodulin-binding motif domain-containing protein. The transcript has 10 exons. Gene Ontology annotation, molecular function: protein kinase binding. Gene Ontology annotation, cellular component: nucleus; cytoplasm; nucleotide-activated protein kinase complex. Bases 1 to 3726 code for a protein of 1241 amino acids. Gene Ontology annotation, biological process: signal transduction. The record is from RefSeq and is a predicted model, not a curated record. Lineage: Eukaryota; Apicomplexa; Conoidasida; Eucoccidiorida; Sarcocystidae.